This is a messenger RNA of Psylliodes chrysocephalus, 498 nucleotides long. NCBI's taxonomy places the organism in Eukaryota, Metazoa, Arthropoda, Insecta, Coleoptera, Chrysomelidae. The record is from the annotation of a GenBank genome assembly.
AUGGGCCAUGAAUUGCAGCCAACAGAUUGGGGAUGGGAAGAAAAAGAAAAUGAUUCUUUAGAACCCAUUCGGAUUCUUGGACCCCCAGCUCCAGAUAAGUUAUUGCGGACAAUUUUUUGUUCUUGUAAGAAGGCUUGUAGUAAGAAAUAUCCAUUUGAAGAAUCUGGUAACGACUAUACAAUUUCAACUGGUAUUCCUUCUGCUAUAAAUAAAUCGUCUGAUAUCGCUGAACCGAAAUUUGAAAAGAAACUGAAAAUAAAAGUUUUAUUGAAGAGGGAUCAGAAUAAACAAGUUGAGAAUGAAGUUGACACUUUAGGAAAUUAUUGGCUUGCAGCGGAAGGCGAAAAUACAACUGCUGAUAAAGACCCAUACUUUGAACAAUUUUGUAUUCCUGUGGAUAAAGAUAAUACAAGUAGUAAGAAUUCCUACAUCCCGUGUGCUGUAAAAUCGACUGAUAUCUCUGAAGCCAAAAUUGAACGAAACUUAAGAGAAACUUAA